GUUAGUUUAUUGCAAGAAACAAGCACAAGAGUCGUCGGACAUAUGCCAGAUUAGUGCAUUUCUUUUCACAUAAAAUCAAUCCCAACACACUUCAUCAGAUGUGUGGAAUCAAAGUCAAGCAAAAGGGACUUUUGGAAUAAUUACGGUUGAGGAUGGAAAGAGGAGGCAGGAGAAAUUGGCUGGAGGAAGCAGAAUGACUUCAAGGUUGGGGGCAGAAAGAAGAUUCAGAGUGUUGAGAGUAACAACCAGAAUCUCACUUGUAGAGGCAAGUCUUUUGUCUGUCUGUGUUCAGAAGAAAAACUUAAGAACAUUUCCUUCAGCCUUAAACAAUACACGUUCUGAUCCAAGUGGCACCCAGUACUGUGGUUGGAUUCACACAUCACAUUAAGCCACAAUCAGUUUAUUUGGUAGCAUGUUAAUAUCUGGCAUGUAAACUCAGCCAUUGUAAUUUAUAAACCACAGAUUUCAGAGUACAGUAGCAAAAUAUUUCAUCCUGGACUGUAAUUGUAUAUAGUCCCCAGUCAAGGAUAAAGAUCUUAUUACUGCCUAUUUUAGGCAGGGGAGAACACGCUCCUUCCACCCAGGAGAUAUCCAUCAUCUUUCUUGACCGCGGCGCCAGACCUGAGUUUCAUCCUGAGUUCAUCUGUCGAGGAUUUUUCAAUUAAACCAAAAUAAUUAGUCCGUGACCAAUUACAGUGUAAAGGAAGGAAACAAACGUAGCUCCAGUCCAAUGAAGGCUUAGGAAGGCAGGUCUCCUGGCACCAACGGGCCAAUAAGAGCACGUAAAAGGUUACGUUGAAAACGAAAGUUCCGACUUUGUAAACAUCACAGGACCGUGCCUUUAAGCGUUUAUUGCAAGCUUUUUUUUUUUAAACGGUUUGUCUUCCCAAAACCGCAUUGGGUAGGCAAUCGCAUGAAAAUAAUCGCCCACUGCAGAACUAUCAGAAACUGCAUUUUAUUUUUCACCCACAUUUUUCACCUAAGGUUAUGACGAAUGUGAAAAAUACUGAUAGGGGACAGGCAAAUUUCCUGACACUUACACAUGUAGGAGCAAUCCCUUUCAUGUCUGGAGUAAAUUCUUUGAAUUUUUAACCGAAUUUAUUUCCAAGUAAGCCUACAAAAGACUGCACUGUUCAGAUUUCCCCAACCAUGUGAGAAUACGGAUAUAGUGAAAUUCUGCCUGAAAUUCUUUAGCUGCCGAAAAGUCGGGCAAGGACGCGUUAUGGAAGGAGGAAAAUGAAGGGCAGAAAUGUGGGAUUUCAGAUUGGAGUUAAUGGACUUGAUGCACUGCAGGAUGCCUUUUUUUUUUGCAGCUCGAGCUUGACAAUGUUCCCUUUGAGUUCAAUUUUGAAUCUCGCUGUUCUAGAAAAUCCCCCCCCCCCUUGCUGAAGGCAGUGAUAUAGAUACGGGAAUGAGGUUCGGCUUAAAGAAUGGGUGAUUCGCUGUCCGUCUUCCCUACAGAGCAAAGAGCAAAAUGCAUUUUGAGACAGGGGGCGAGCUUAUGAAAAUGCCAAUUCACUUAGAAGAACCAUAGGGCUCCAUGAACAGGCGCUUGUCUCUGGUGCAACUGUUUUUGCAGGCGAUCCUAUGCAUGCUUCCUCAAAAGUAAGGAUAACUCAGUGCAAUAAGGCACACUCCCAGGUAAAUAUGUGCACCAAAAUUGCAGCCGCGCCGCCCUUUUCGUGAGAACUGUGAUGCUAUCGCUCCAGGGCUGAUCUCCCUACUGCGCCAACUCCGAACAGCAGUGGGGAAAACGAGGCCUUUUUCGCCAAUUUCCCCUCUUCUGACUGCCUAAUUCAAUCCUCUUCCCCUUCCCUGGAGGAAGGAAAAGGAGCCUGGCCCUCCCUCCCAAGUCCAAGGCUGGCCUUUGUGCUAGGCCUGCGGUGCGAAUCGGGACUUAUCUCACGCUCGCGCAGGUUCCUUGUGGGUGGAGCCCGCUGCUCGAGCAGGUCUGAAGCAGGAGCGGCUUUCGUGCGCCCGGUUCCUCUGACAAACUAGCGCUCGCCAGAAGGGGAGGGCGGGGGCUCGCUCGCUCGCUCGCUGUUCUCUCGCGCGCGCUUGGGAAAAUGUUGCGCAGGUUCUAAAAUGGAACGUUAGCGGCGGCGUGAUUGAGCUCUGAAGGGGGGGCCGGAGUAAGUAAGAGCGAGAACUGCAAGAACAAACAGCGGUAGCCGGCGCGCACUUGGAUACUUCACUCAGUCUGCGAGCAGCCGCUGCCUUCGCCGCCUCCUUCUUCGUCCCUGUAUGGAGCUUUCCGCUAUUGGGGAGCAGGUGUUUGCUGUGGAGAGCAUCAGGAAGAAGCGCGUAAGGAAGGGUAAAGUGGAAUAUCUGGUGAAAUGGAAAGGAUGGCCCCCCAAGUACAGCACAUGGGAGCCCGAGGAGCACAUUCUUGACCCUCGUCUGGUGAUGGCUUAUGAAGAGAAGGAAGAAAGAGAGCGUGCCUCAGGUUACAGAAAGAGAGGUCCCAAACCUAAGCGCCUGUUGCUGCAGAGACUAUAUAGCAUGGACCUGAGGAGUGCCCACAAAGGGAAAGAGAAACUCUGCUUUUCUCUGUCCCGGAGGUUUGGGGGAGGAGGAAACAACUUGGCAGGGGCCAAGGGAGGGCAGACAGAACUGUCUGAGAAGAGUGGGGGAGCGGUCCUGCCCUUUCCUCUUCGGAAACAGAGCAAGAACCAGAAGUAUCUGCGCCUUUCACGGAAGAGGUUCACCCGCAUGUCGAGCCUGGAGAAUCGGAAUCGUCGUCGAGAGUUCUUUUUGAAGGAACCUGUGGCCCUUGAGGACAGGCAGCCGCCCAAUGACUGGGAUGAUUCAACGCAACCUGCUAGUAAGGAAGUGGGCCCAGAGACAGAAGGCCAUUUUUCCUGGAGCCCAGCAUUGCCCCCAAAUGAAGUGACAGUUACAGACAUCACAGCAAACUCCAUUACCGUGACUUUCAGAGAAGCUCAGAUGGCAGAGGGCUUCUUCCGAGACCGGAGCAUCCAGUUCUGAAUCUGCUGUUCGUUAACUUUUCUUCCUCUCUCCUUUUCUUUCCACAUUAAGGGAAUUUUUGAGUUGUGUUAUUCCUGCAUUCCCAAUCUAGUUUCAUUACACUUUCAAUUAUAUUAUUUUUAAAAAAUGCGAAAAAAAAUCCCUUUACAAAUGUUUACAGAACAUUUUUAUUUUUAUUUUUUUGACAGAUGGUCACGCUGACAUUCUUUUCUGUCCUGUAUAUCUUUCAAAUACGCAAAACCAAGAUAUGUGAGGAUUACCUGUGCUUUCCCCCCCUCAUUUGUUACUAUAGAUAGAAAAAGUGUGUAGAUAUAUUACUUGUCUGUUGUUGCUUUGUCUGUCUGGGAAACUGAAGCUUUUUUCACUGGCAAAGAUAUUUAUUCACAGUGCAUUGUGGAAAAAAUGUCAAUUUCUUAUAUCGGUGAUGGCGUAUACCUUCCGCACUUGAAGUUAAGGGCUCAGUGUCUGAAAUAGGAAAGAGGCCAAAUAUAGAUCUCCCCGAUCUCUUCCAAGUUCAAUGGACUUCUCUAGGUCAAACUGCUUCCCCAACCUGCUUCCCUCCAGCUGUAUAUACAAAAAGAUUAGUCCCCUCUUUCUUUUGGGUGUCUGUCCUUAAUGCUUCCUCAUUUACUAGUACUGUUCACAAUGGGGCUUGCUGCUGUUCACAGCGCUUCCACAGAUGUUAUAACUUAGAGAAGCAACUACAAGUGGUACAGUGGCUUUCUGGUUUGGGCAUCCGAAGAAUUGUGCUGGUCUUUUCCUUGCUUGUGUUUGUUAGUAGCUGGAGCAUAAGAGAUGGUAUUGCUGUAAUCAGGCAUACUGGUACAAGAGAAGCCUAAGCCUAGCUUGUUAUUACUCACCUGAUGAGGUAAGCCCAGAAGUUUUAUCCUAAGAAGCUUGUGGCUUUUCAGCAGAAUAGGAAUUCCUCAGUAAUUACCACUGGCAAUCCUAGAGUAUGUAGUCAUAAACAUGGUUGCAUGUGUCCUUGAGUAGGAAGGUGGCUUAGAUGGAACUGUAACAGAUCCCAAGAGUUCUGUCUGUCUGUCUUCAGAUGCCUUUCUAACAUCCAGGGAUAUGCAAUAAGAGGUCUAAUGUCUAAUGGGAUAUAUAGUGGGUUCUUUAUAUAUAUGAAAUUCGAAUUGCUUAUUGGAAACUAAGCUUAUAUCCAUUUAUGUUUAGACAUGUGGAAGACUACAGGAUUGUAGAUGGAUGUAGAUUUAACUAUGGGAGUGGACAUGUUUUAGCACAUAUGCAGUGUUGAUCCCUGAAAAGUUCCUGGAACACAUAAACGUACUCCAAGACGAAAAGAUACAACUAGCUUGGAAGGUGAAAAAUUGAGGCCAAGAAUAAAGCUAUUUCAAUUAGUAGCUUCAUAUAUAUUUUUUAUUCCCUGUGCAGUUACAUACUCGACACAAACAAGAAGGAAAUUGCUCAGUAAAUUUAACUUUUUAUAUAGGUGAAUAAUUGGAAGACCUUUUUUAAAACCAGAUUGUUUUAGGCGAGCUUCAUUGGAUAUCUGGUUGUCAAUUUGAUAGUAUGAAGAUGUGCACACUUAUAAGGGUAUUUGGAGUGUGUGUAUCUGUGUAUGAAACAAUAGUUUGCUAGGCUUCAAAUGAUUUGAGGAACACUGCAUCAACAUUCUGUUCUUAUUCAAGCUCAUGGGAGCUGUGGUUUCAACUCCCAUUACAUAACCAUUGUCAUUAAAUUAACUUCAGGCAUCUACAGUAUGGGAGUGUUGGGUGAAUUAAAAGUGAAAGUAGUUGAUGGAGUGAAAUACUUUUUAAUAGAGUCAAAACAGUUACCAGUUUUGUUUAGGAAUUUAGACCAAAAGUGGGAUAUUGGCACUGAUUAUGUUGUCCUAUCUGAUCCAAUACAAGAUCAGAAAUACUAGAGCAGAGGAAUGGGUUGGAAGAUGAAUAUGAGCAAAGUUGUUAUUUUAUUAAUUUGUGCUUCACAGGACGCUAUUCUUUUUUAUCUCUUCCUCCUCAUUUUGGUACUUUGUAUAUUUUUUUUCUGUACAAAUAUUUUAUGAAGAUCUCUGCCAGGAGAAGCUGCUUGCAGUUACAGAGGACUUUGUCUUGCACUUCAGUACCUUGACAUUUGUGCUGGACUUCUUUGUGAAUGCUUUGUUUUGUUUUAGAGGAACUGUUUUACCUAUCAACUGUAUAGCUUUAGCAUAUGUUCUUGUGCAUAUGUGCUUCUUUUAAGUUUGCUUGAACAGAUGAGCUCCAGAAAAUAAUUUUCCUAUGGAAAGUGACAAUGGAAAGGUAGAAGGUAGGGCUGCAAUCUGAACCCUAGUUUUUGAAGAAUUAAAUUCAGCUGAAAUGAAGAGGUCUUGCUUUAUUU
This is a messenger RNA of Python bivittatus (Burmese python), 5334 nucleotides long. It is a transcript of the gene CBX7, whose product is annotated as chromobox 7. Gene Ontology annotation, cellular component: PRC1 complex. The record is from RefSeq and is a predicted model, not a curated record. Lineage: Eukaryota; Metazoa; Chordata; Lepidosauria; Squamata; Pythonidae. Gene Ontology annotation, biological process: negative regulation of transcription by RNA polymerase II.